AUGGCUUCUUCUGCAUUCAGGCGCCUUGUGCGCUUCGUUCCCAAAUCUGCGCCCUCAAGUAUCUUGAUCGGAGAGCCAGUACAAGCUUCUCUUGAUGUCGGUUUGGCAUCUCGUGAAGGCAAAGACAUUUCCGUCAAUGUCUUCUCAGGACGUUCUGUCUUGUCGCCUGGUUCGCGUACUGACCGAACGGAGUCCGUUGAACGACUGUUGUCACCUUUGGCGCAGGAAGAAGUUGGCACUAUCCGAUGCAUCGGAUUGAACUACGUUCAACAUGCGAAGGAGGUCAAAAUGGAUAUCCCGACAAUCCCCACGCUGUUCCUUAAGCCCAAUACAGCACUUGGUGAUCCAUGGCCAGCUCCUACUCUCCUCCCCAAAAUCACUCAAAACGAUGGAAGUGGGGACUACGAGUCUGAGUUGGCCGUCGUUAUUGGAAAAGCAGCCAAGAACGUUUCUGAAGAGAACGCCAUGGAUUAUGUGCUCGGAUUCACAGCCGCCAAUGAUGUCUCGAGCCGUGUGUCACAACUGAAUCAGUCGCAGUGGUGUUUCUCCAAGGGCUUUGAUGGAGCUUGCCCUAUCGGUCCAACUCUGGUGUCGACCUCAGAGAUUCCAGAUCCUUCCAAGCUUCAUCUUCGAGGUCUGAAGAAUGGCAAGGUCAUGCAAGAUUGCUCAUUGGACGAUCUCAUCUUCAGCGUUCCGAAGCUAGUCAGCUUCCUAUCGCAAGGAACGACCCUCCCCGCCGGCACCGUCAUUAUUACUGGUACACCAGCUGGCGUAGGCAUGGGCAGAAACCCCAAGGAGACCCUUUCACAUGGCGAUGAGUUCAGGGUCGAGAUUCUGCCACAUAUCGGGACGUUGGUUAAUACCUUUGAGAACGAGUAA
Messenger RNA from Fusarium fujikuroi IMI 58289, 879 nucleotides. Its product is annotated as related to bifunctional 4-hydroxyphenylacetate degradation enzyme. The transcript is spliced from 6 exons. Gene Ontology annotation, molecular function: acetylpyruvate hydrolase activity. The coding region runs from base 1 to 879 and encodes 292 amino acids. The record is from RefSeq and is a predicted model, not a curated record. NCBI's taxonomy places the organism in Eukaryota, Fungi, Ascomycota, Sordariomycetes, Hypocreales, Nectriaceae.